AUGGCGACGUUCUCGUUGAACCUGCAGCGUCGCGUGGAGCCGGGUUUAACGGCUUGCGGCAAGUUUGACGGUUCGCACGCCUGCCUCGCGGCUGCAACCUCUGCCGGAAAUGUCCUGGUGCACAGUCCGCAUCGCGACGCCGCCGCUAAUCCGAGCCAAUCUUUCGGUGAGGAGACAAGGCUGUCCUGGGUCGGAGAACUCGCGGAGCUACAGAUCGGCCGACAGGUGACAGCACUGUGCACGGGGCGUCUAGGCGAAGACGAGCGAGACGUUCUCCUGGUGGGCACGGCCACUCACGUGCUCGCGUACCACGUAGAGGAUAACGCCGAUCUGUUCUACAAAGAGCUGGCCGACGGCGCGUUUUGCAUCGCCGUGGGAAAGCUGGGCUGGCUGCCCAACCAAGUAGCCGUGAUCGGUGGGAACUGCUCCAUCACCGUGUUGGACUAUCAGGGCGAAGAGGUGUUCUGGACGGUGUCCAGGGACAGAGUCAGCGCUCUGGCGCUUUUUGACUUUAACGGCGACGGCGACGACGAGCUGUUGUCAGGCACGUCGGACUUCGGCAUAAAGGUACAGAGGCAGGACGCGGUGCUGUGGGAAACGAUGGAGAACGCAUCGGUGGUCCAGCUGCUCGCACUGGCGCAGCGCCAGUUCGCCUACGCGACUCGCCUAGAUGGAAACGGUACCGUGGGCGUGUACGACUCCGGGCACAUACUCUGGCGAAUCAAGUCGAAGCACAGGGUGAUCUCGCUGCGAGCUUUCGACUUGAACGGCAACGGCGCGAUGGAGCUUGUGACGGGCUGGAGCAGCGGCAAAGUCGACGGCCGACUCAUCUCGAACGGGCAGGUGAUUUUCAAGCUGCAGUUGACGUCGUCGAUCGCCGGACUCGUCGAAGCCGACUACCGUAGAACCGGCAGAGCCGACCUCGUCGUCGUCACGGUCGCGGGAGAAGUGCGAGGAUACGCGAUGGGCUCGGUGCUCGAGUCCGCCGAGCCAGGGGACGCGUAUCGCGAGCUGAUGGCCAAGAAGCAAUCCUUGCUCAUGGAGCUGCGGCAGCGCAGCAUCUCCGAGUCCAACUACUUCGUCGGCUCGAAACUGGCGAUCAGCAUAGCCUCUGCCCGCGGUGCUGUUCGUCUCGGCUUGGCCUCGGGACCCGGAUUGCUCAUUCACUACGCAAUGGUGUUCGCCGAGGGCAUUUUCGAGGGCGAGAGCUUGGUGACCCAUCCGCCGAAACCCCAGGGCGAGCUCGAGAUCCCCCUGUAUUUCCCGAGGAACGGCCCCAUCGACAUUCACGUGAAGACUUGCGUGGGCGCUGCCAACUCGGAUCUGAUGAUGGUGCUGGAGCUGACGCACCAGUUGGCGCAGUUCUGCAUGUACGAGGUGAUCCCGAAGCCAACCGACCUGCCGGACAGCUUCAAGGAAUGCGGCGUGACUACGGAGAUAGCCGAGCGAGCCCAGCGAGUGGCGCUCUGGCUCAAUCAGAGCCUCAUCCUUUCCACGGAGAUCCAAGUGGUGGACAUAGGCCCGGAAGCGGGCAGUCUGGAGAUCUGGCUGCGUGGCUUGCGCGAUCAGAAGGUGCACAACCUCGAGGUGGACCCCACGGGCAGGCUGAGCCUGCGCACCGAGGACCCGUUGUUCGCCGGCGACGUCGUGCAGUCGCUGGCCGUCUACCUCGGCAUCAGGGAGCUCAGCUCCGAGGCCAAGUUUCCCGCCGAGGAGCAACGCAUGCGCGACGCCCUGGACAAGUUCCGAGGUUACAAGGAGGUGGAAGCUCGGCUGCAGGCCGAGAACGCGGGCAGCUCGAGUCUCGUGAAAAACCUGGUGAUCCGACUGGAAGAUGCAAGGCUAAUCGAAAACAUCGAGGGGAUGAGACGCCGACUCAACCAGCUCAAAGCCGUCAACUCGGAUUUGAUCAGAGACCACGAGAUUCGCUCGAAAAGCUUCGCCGAACUCGUCGCCGUGCUCAAGGAGCUCAACCUCGGUGUUCAGAAUGCGUCGCGUCUGCGAGUUGGCAAAGCAGCUACGAAUUGUGUACAGCGCUGCAGAACAGCCAUCAAGGAAGAGAAUGGCAAAGCUCUAGCCCUGGCUAUGAGGCAUGGUUGAGGAUUUCAC
Phymastichus coffea is the source of this 2109-nucleotide messenger RNA. Its product is annotated as Bardet-Biedl syndrome 2 protein homolog. The coding region runs from base 1 to 2100 and encodes 699 amino acids. Gene Ontology annotation, biological process: non-motile cilium assembly. The transcript has 9 exons. The record is from RefSeq and is a predicted model, not a curated record. Lineage: Eukaryota; Metazoa; Arthropoda; Insecta; Hymenoptera; Eulophidae. Gene Ontology annotation, cellular component: neuron projection; ciliary basal body; motile cilium.